AUGGCUCGCAACAGCAUCACCAAGCUCACCGGCGCCGCCGCCCGCACCCUCCGUGCCUCCUCGCAAGCCCGCUUGGUCGUCCCGCGUCGUUCUGCCCUGCUUCUCGCAGCCUCAAAACCUACAGUGUCUGCCAUUUCGGCUCGCAAGCUCUUCACAACUUCAUCAAUCGCCCAUCGUGGCAUUAUGCCCGACACCGAUGACCCUCAAGUCAAGGAUACGCCCAAGGAGGAGGUCAAGAUGAGCGUCGUCGAGCUUACAGAUGCCGAGUACCACGAGCUGUCCGAGACCUACCUUGACAACAUUGUCACUCGUCUCGAGGAGAUAGCAGAUGCUCGCGAGGGAGUCGAUGUCGAGUAUGCUGCUGGAGUUUUGACGGUUACUUUUCCGGAAUCUGGCACCUACGUGAUCAACAAGCAGCCCCCGAACAAGCAAAUCUGGCUCUCAUCGCCCGUGUCCGGCCCCAAGCGCUACGACUGGGUCGUCGUCGGCGACUCGCAGAAUGACAAGGAGGGUACUGCUGCUGGAGCCUGGAUCUACACCCGUGAUGGCAGCAGCCUGGACGAUGUCUUCCUCAAGGAGCUCGACAUUGACUUCAGCAUAGCUCCAUCGACCUACGGCGAGAACCAGUCCUAG
Messenger RNA from Colletotrichum abscissum, 633 nucleotides. RefSeq names its product frataxin. Gene Ontology annotation, biological process: intracellular iron ion homeostasis; iron incorporation into metallo-sulfur cluster. The transcript is spliced from 2 exons. Lineage: Eukaryota; Fungi; Ascomycota; Sordariomycetes; Glomerellales; Glomerellaceae. Bases 1 to 633 code for a protein of 210 amino acids. Gene Ontology annotation, cellular component: mitochondrion. The record is from RefSeq and is a predicted model, not a curated record. Gene Ontology annotation, molecular function: iron chaperone activity; ferric iron binding; ferrous iron binding.